ACCAAAAGAUGCCAACUUCUUCCACAUUUUCUCCCGGAGAUGUUGUCAUCUCAGCUGUUAGCCUCCUUGUUUUCGCUUUGUUAGAUCUCCUGGACUUCAUUCUCUGCUACUUCUAUAGGUUUCUUGAUGUUAUUCUUGAGGGGAACCCAGUCCCAUGCUACUGCCAAAGGAGAGGAAGAGAGGAGAGGUCUGAUGGAGAGGGAGGAGAAGAGGUGUCAGAGACUUUGCAUGGGAGAAGAAACCUUUUCAGAGAAAUGGGCUUUCCAUUUUGGAAAGCAGCAUCAGAUGGAGAGGAAGAAAGGGGUGAGCUAAGGUUUCCCAGGUGGUCUGACUGCAGCUGUAUCUCAUGCUUGUCUUGGCAAGAGAGGGGGCAAGACAAGCUUCACUUGGCUGUGAUGGAACCAUCAUCUCAAGGUAGAAAGAAAGAGUGCGAUACGGAUUCAACUGAAAGUGUAGUUUUUCUACAUGGAUUUCUUUCUUCCUCCUCGCUUUGGGUGGAGACAGUCUUCCAUAAUCUUUCUGAGGUGACCAAACAAAGCUUCAGGAUGGUUGCAGUGGAUCUCUUGGGUUUUGGCAGAAGUCCAAAGCCAACAAACUGCACGUAUACAGUGCGAGAACACCUCGACAUGAUUGAGGCAUCUGUGGUCAGGCCACUGGAGCUGAAUUCCUACCACAUAGUUGCUCACUCCAUGGGCUGCAUCAUUGCAUUGGCCAUGGCAGCCAAGCAUCCUGAGUCUGUUAAAUCCCUCACAUUGGUUGCGCCACCAUGCUUUGACUCGACAGAAGAGGAAGCAAGUCACACCGCACUGAACAAAUUAGCUGAAAGGAGAGUGUGGCCACCAUUACUGUUUGGCUCUGCAGUCAUGUCAUGGUAUGAGCACAUCGGCAGAACUGUUUGCUUCAUCUUCUGCAGAAACCAUUCGACAUGGGAAUGGACGAUGAAGCUAGUGACAAGGAGAAGGGCUCUCAGCUUCCUGUUCAUGGAUUUAAGCAAGCAUACCCAUCAUUCGGCAUGGCACACAAUGCACAAUGUGUUAUGUGGGGGUGCCAAAUUGGUGGACAAGCACUUGGAAGCUGUGAGAAAGGCUAAAAUGCCAGUGACAGUGAUCCAUGGAGACAAGGAUCAAUUGGUGCCGAUGGAGUGCAGCUACAACCUGAAAUCCAAACUCCCCCAUGCAGACCUCAAAGUUAUGAAUGGCAGAGAUCAUUCUUCUGUGAUCUUGGGCAGGGAAAAGAUGUUUACAUGCGAACUGGAACAGAUUUGGUCCACUUCUACCAAUUGCACUCACAUACCACACUCAUAAAUGAUUAUAUAUAUAUCUUAGAAUUAUAUAUGCAUAUAAUUCAUAGGCCAUAAUAUUAAGACUA
Molecule: messenger RNA, 1368 nt
Organism: Musa acuminata AAA Group (dessert banana)
Lineage: Eukaryota; Viridiplantae; Streptophyta; Magnoliopsida; Zingiberales; Musaceae
Product: probable lysophospholipase BODYGUARD 4
Exons: 4
Coding region: 9-1304 (431 amino acids)
Source: RefSeq, a predicted model, not a curated record